CGUGUGUAUAUACGAGCCAUGUGUAUACGUGUUGGGUCAUUUUGGAGUAGAAUAUUCUUUUCAUAGGAGACCAGUUAUUCAUGAUUAAAAUUAAGUACUACUGAACGAAUUUUCAGUAUUCCUGGCAGUGAUUUCAAUUAUUUUAUUUAUAUUGGUGUUAUUUGUGGUAAAUUAUAUAGAUAAAAUGAGUUCUUGCGAACUGAAAAGUAUCGGCUGGAAAACAAAUAAAUGUCGCAGUAGUGAAGUUGCAGAAGUAACAGUACCGAAUACGACGGAUUUCAUUUACAUAACACUGGCAAAGGAGAGUCCUAUUCGAGUGUUCGAAUCGGAUGAGGAUUUUUAUAACAGCAUCAAUGAACAAGAGACGGAUAUCUGCCAUGAUUCCAGCGAUUUAUCAGAUAGUGAUACUAACUCGCAAUGCUCAAGUAUAUCGCAGCAUUCACUGAAUAAUGAACCCGUGAAUACGAUUGCCACCAUGGAAGUUUUGGAAUAUGAAGUAGCAAGCGCAACCGAAUCGGAAAAUGAUUUUUCGAAUGUAUCGUCUAGUGGAACCGAUGAUUACGUUUUAGCAGCAUUUGCACAGGCUGUGGCAGACAAUUCUUCUGCUACUGAAUUUGCUAUACUUGCUGACACGGAAGAGUCGGACGAUCAGUCAUACGAUAGUGAUUUCGCUCCGGCAGACUACUGGAAGUGUGUCAAGUGUAACAAUAAGCAAAACAAUCCCAUGUAUCGUUACUGUGAGAGAUGCUAUCAGGUAUGUGUUGAAAGGUAA
Molecule: messenger RNA, 772 nt
Organism: Ochlerotatus camptorhynchus
Lineage: Eukaryota; Metazoa; Arthropoda; Insecta; Diptera; Culicidae
Product: E3 ubiquitin-protein ligase Mdm2-like
Exons: 4
Coding region: 185-772 (195 amino acids)
Source: RefSeq, a predicted model, not a curated record